CGACUGCAUCUUCCUUAGCAGGGCAGGUUGAUUGCUAUCUUUCAUACUCUACUUCACUUACCUACUACCUACUUCUUCUAAUUUACUUUAAGGUUGUACCCUCCCUCGAAAAUUCACCUGCAUUUCCUUUCUUCCCUCCCUCCCUCCCUCCUUCCAAAUUCCCAAUUCUUCUCCUCGUUUCUUUCCCUUCCCUCCCUCCAGAACCUUUUAUUCUCCCUGCGCUCGAACUCUUCUUCCGGAGUUUUAAUCGUAUUCCCACCCCCACCCACACCCCCCAAAAACCCCUCCUCAUUCUUAACAUUGUGUGGUAAUCGACUUGAUUACUUACACAUCCGAUCACCAGACGUCCAUGCCUCACGCUGAAAAGGGAACAAUGGGUGAGAACUCGGUUAAUGGAGAGAAAGUUCAUUCCCACUUCAUCGAUCACUUGACAUCCUAUCCGGUGGUUGCAGAUUCAAUCACUGUCUUCAAAACAAAUAAGUAUGGCGCAAAGACGCUAGAGUAUGCCGAUCAAGGGUACAGCCGCCUGGCCAAGCCACUUCUUCCAUACUUCUCCAGGCCCUAUGUCUAUAUUGCCCCCUACGUUGCUCGCGUGGACUCGCUCGGCGACCAGGGCUUGACCAAAGUCGACGAAACCUUCCCCAUCGUUCGGGAUGACACCGACAAGCUGAAGGAAUCCCUCCGAGACGGGGCCACCUUCCCAUUGCGCUUCGCCGGUGACAUGAAGGCCCAUGUGGUCGACACACUGAACUCGGAGUACAAGAAAUGUGGGGGCGACGGUGUCGUCGCUGGCAGCAAGGCCAUCAUCAGCACCACUCUGGUGCUGUCGCAAGAGUCAUUGGCCUACCUCAGCUCCCUGCUGCAGGCGAAGAAAACGCAGGUCAAGGAAGCUGUGAACGAAAAGACCGACAAAUAGUCCCAAGUCCGUCUUUAUUGAUACCUCGAAACCGUUUCCGUCCUGGUCUCUCGAGCUUUUCCAAUGUCUUCGACUCUUUGCUUUGCUACUUUUCUUUCCCACUUUUAGAAAGCUUUGCGCUCUUGUGGCUUUGUUCGCUUCGUCAGCGGUGCGUGGUGCACGUUUAGUUCUAAUUUCUCUGUAACGAACAUUGGUGAUUAUCCUCUCUCUGCCCUGGUGGAAUGUGCGUGUGUGUUAGCUAUAGCUUGCAUUUGGAUACACAUCAUGGGUCUCAGCUCUUGAUAAGUGUAUCUCUUGUGAAUCAGAAUUGCCCAUAUUCUCGCGGAAUGCAUUGAGGAGGAGAGCCGAUAGACGUUCAAGAAGACAUCAACCUUGGCAGAUAGAUCCAUGCGUAUGGCAGGAGCAGAAGCAAAA
Messenger RNA from Aspergillus brunneoviolaceus CBS 621.78, 1330 nucleotides. RefSeq names its product putative pathogenesis associated protein Cap20. The record is from RefSeq and is a predicted model, not a curated record. The coding region runs from base 374 to 916 and encodes 180 amino acids. The transcript has 3 exons. Lineage: Eukaryota; Fungi; Ascomycota; Eurotiomycetes; Eurotiales; Aspergillaceae.